Penicillium vulpinum is the source of this 4506-nucleotide messenger RNA. Its product is annotated as putative eukaryotic translation initiation factor subunit eIF-4F. NCBI's taxonomy places the organism in Eukaryota, Fungi, Ascomycota, Eurotiomycetes, Eurotiales, Aspergillaceae. The transcript has 6 exons. The record is from RefSeq and is a predicted model, not a curated record. Gene Ontology annotation, cellular component: eukaryotic translation initiation factor 4F complex. Gene Ontology annotation, molecular function: protein binding; mRNA binding; translation initiation factor activity. The coding region runs from base 1 to 4506 and encodes 1501 amino acids.
AUGAGCUCGAACCCUCCUCAGUCGGGCAAUCAAGGACAAAGCACCGCUACUCCCGCCGCUUCGACCCAGCCCGCAUCCUCUACCCCCCUGGCUGCCACCCAGGCGCCAGCCAGAUCUUACGCCAACGCAACUAAGAAGUCCGCGACGGACUCCACCGCCGCACCCGUCACCGUGGGCGGUUCAGCGCAACAUGGGCAGUCGAGCUCCGUAUCUGUGAACGGCAAACCCAUGCAAAAUCAAUCUCAACAGUCAGCCUCCUCCGGCGUGACCAUUGUCAAUGGAGCACCCACUGCUUCGGCUGCUCCCUCCGGCGAUCACUCUCGCAAGCCAUCUGUAACGAUCACUUCGAGCGGUACCUCCGGCUACAUGCCCAACGGCGGUGGCCCGGCCAGUCGGCCCAACAGUCUUCAGUUCGGAUUCCAGCAGAGUUCUCCCAACAUGGGUGCUCCUGCUGUGCCUGCCUCCAACCAGGCCCAGGCUGGACUUGGUGCCCCUUCGACAAACCCCCGUGUGACGUCUCCUCAGACCUCUCCUUCGCCUAUUCCUCAGCCUGCAUCCAGCGGCGGACGCCCACCUCCAUCGACUUACCAGGCGCAAGGAAAUGUGCCGAACUUCGGUAGCUUCGGAGAAUCUGUUGAUGCACACGGUCCUCAGCACUUGCGUCGCGAAUCUUCCCAAUCCACCCACAGCGAUAUGAGCAACCACAUGGGCAAUGGUCCCGGACGCUCAGGUUACCAGGGUGGCCGCGGUCGCGGAUACUCCCAGCCCGGCUAUCAGGGACAGCAGAUGCCCUACUCUCCUAACCCCGGUUUCCGACAGACUCCCAAUCAGCCCCGAGGCGGUCACAACAUGGGCCCCCAAUUUCACGGCUCGAACCAGGGCCGUCCUUUGGCUCCCUACCCGAACUCGCCUCACCAAGCCAACCGCAGCCCUGCCCUGGCCAACGUUAACCCUACUACUCCUCAGAUGAACCAGGUUCCGAUGGCACACCCCCAGAUGCCUCAGCAACCUUACGGUUACGGUCAACAUAUGGGCCCUCAAGCUGUGAGAUCCCCCCCUUCUCGUUUUUCCCAGGAUCCCUGGCGUCGUCCCCAAAGGAACCUUAACAGCUCUUGGAGGCGCAGAGACAAUCCUACAUACUCUCCCGAGUGUCCCGUGGAUCUUGCGCCUGAAAGUGGCCAGUUCGAACAGAUUCUAACAAUGGUUAAAUUUCAACAGUCUUUCCCCAACGCUUACGAUCCCAACUACGCUGGCUAUUACAAUCCCAAUGGUGGUUACUACAUGGGACCGCCGUCGCCCCAACCUCGCGCUGCUGGCAUGCCCUACAACCCUCAGUACAUGGGACAGCAAUUCCCUAACCCUAUGCCUCAGGCAACGCCACUUUCACGUACUCCCUCGCAGGUAUCUACUGAUCGUCCAGGUUCGAGCCUCGGCCAAGGACCGGCACCUACUGGUCCUGCUGUCGCAAGCCACACCCACACUGGCAGCCGCGCAUCUAACAGCCCCGCUCCCAAGCCGCACUUCAUCAUCCCGUCCGCAAAGAAGAGCCCGAUCAUCAUCAAAGACCCUAACAGCGGCUCAGUCAAGACCUUCGAAAAGAACCCCGCAUCCCCUGCUCGUGCCACCCCUUCACCCGUGAAGUUUACUCCUCCUCCCACAUCCACUCCCCCUCCUCGCACUGCCAGUGCGUCUGAGCACACUCGUACUGAGAGCAAGCCGAAUGCCACGAAGACCGACGAGGAGAAGAAGCAAGAGCUGAAGGACGCCGUUCGCCUGAAGAUCCAACAGGACGAGGCUGCUCAGAAGCAGCGUCUGGCCGAUGAGGCCUCUCGCAAGGCCGCUGAAGCCGCGUCGACCGAUGCCAAGAAGGAUGAGACUGAGUCUGUCCGGGCUGCCAUUGAAGAUCUCAGCAUCAAGGAUAAGGCCGCACCUGUUGAGGAGCCCAAGAAGACUGAGGCUGUUGAAGAAUCGAAGGAAGCCGCCCCUGCCGAAGAGCCUAAGAAGGCUGCUGCUCCAGCCCCCGCUCCCACUCCCGCCCCCGCUCCCGUUGAUGACGAUGAGCCCGACUAUGAUGCCAUCGAGCGUGAAAUGGCCGAGAUUGAAGCCAAGGAGCGCGCCGCCGAGGAAGACUACUACCGCGCAAAGCAAGCCAAGAAGGAGGAAGCUGAACGCAAGGAGCGCGAGGAGCUUGAGAACUACGAGGCCAAUAUGAAGAAGGCCGAGGCCGAGGCUGAGGCCCGCGAGAUUGCCCGCGAGAACGCUCGUGCCGGAGGCGGCGAAGCAACCGUCCAAGACGACAGCAAGGAUGCGUUCGCCUCACUCAAGAAGGGUGGAUAUACUGCCACUGAGUCUUCCACACCUGGCGACAGCGGUGCUGCCACCCCUGUUUCGUCUGACAUGGGUCCUCCAGCCAAGCCUGCCAGUGCUAUCCCCAAGAAGCCCGCUGGCCUCAAGAUUGAUACCCCCAAGCCCACUGAGCCCCAGCAAGCAACUGCAGGCAUGAAGUCUUUGCAGAAAGCCAAGUUCUUGGAAGACCUCAGCAAGGUUACUUACCCAUCCACCGUCACCCCUCCCGACUCCACUAUGAAUGAUGCUGCGCCCGAAGGCCGCAAGUUCCACUACGACCGGAACUUCCUGCUGCAAUUCCAGGCCGCAUUCAAGGACAAGAUUUCCGUGGACUGGGACGCUCGUCUGCGGGACACAGUUGGCGAUGCCACAGACUCUUCCCGCCCCCAGUCUGCCCGUACUCCUAGCAUGGGUAGCCGUGCUGGCUCUCGCAACAGCGCCAUGGGUCCUCCUGCCUUCGGUGGAAACUCCAUGGGCAGCUUUAUCAACACACCUGGUGGUCGACCUGGUCAGCUGCCCCCUAUGGGUAGCGGGCAGAUGGGCAGCCGCAAUGCGUCCGGCUUUAGAUUCGGGCAAGGCCCUGGUGGCAUGGGUCCUAUUGGAAAUAUUCGCCAGAACUCUGCCGGUGUUCCUCCUCGUGGUAACUCGAGCAAGGGUCCCCGCACCGACAGCCGACAGAACAAGAAGCACGGUGGCCGACAGGACACCGGCGCGCAGGACAAGUCGAUGCCUCUUACUGCUGGCAUGGAUUUGAAGGCAAUCCAAACCAGUGCAACUGGCUGGAAGCCUCGCAGUGUUGGCCAAGCUGCUGGUGCUGGUCCCGCCCCUGGUGGUGACGGCUACCUGGCACCGGAUGUCGUUCAGCGCAAGGUCAAGGCUGCGCUCAACAAGAUGACCCCGGAGAAGUUCGACCGUAUCUCUGGUCAGAUCCUCGAUAUUGUCUCCCAGUCCAAGGAUGAGUCCGAUGGUCGUACCCUGCGCCAAGUCAUCCAACUCACCUUCGAGAAGGCUACCGAUGAGGCUCACUGGGCCCCUAUGUACGCCAAGUUCUGUAAGAGCAUGCUAGAGAGUAUGAGCCCAGAAAUCAAGGAUGAAAACAUUCGUGACCGAAAUGGCACCGUUGUUGCUGGUGGAAGUCUCUUCCGCAAGUACCUGCUUAACCGUUGCCAAGAAGAAUUCGAGCGUGGCUGGAAGACUAACCUGCCUGAGAAGCCCGAGGGCACUACUGAAGAGGUUCAAAUGCUGUCUGACGAAUACUAUAUCGCUGCCGCCGCUAAGCGUCGCGGUCUUGGUCUCGUCAAGUUCAUUGGUGAACUUUACAAGCUUAACAUGCUUACAGAGCGUAUCAUGCACGAGUGUGUUAAGAAGCUUGUUGACUACGAGGGUAUUCCCGAUGAAGCCGAGGUCGAGAGUUUGACCAGUCUGCUGCGCACUAUCGGUGGCAGCCUCGAUGCCUCCGAAAAGGGACCUGCCAUGAUGGAUGCUUACUUCGCUCGCAUCCACCUGAUGAUUGAGACACCCAACCUGCCCAGCCGUCUUCGUUUCAUGCUUCUAGAUAUUGUUGAUCUGCGUGCCGCACACUGGAACUCCAAGGAUUCCGAUAAGGGCCCUCAGACCAUUGUUGAGAUUCGCGAGGCUGCUGCCCGUGCACAGCAAGCAGCUGAGGCUGAGCGCCAGCGCCAGUCCAGCAACCGCGGAGGCGGUGGCCGCAUCCCCAUGGGUCGCGGUGACGCCCGCGGCUUCGGAUACAACCAAGCUCCUCCCCCCGACUACGCCUCUAGCAAGGUUGGCAGUGACGAUCUCCGCCGCCUACGUGCGACUCGCAACACCAACCAGCCCAUGUCAUUCGGUCCGUCCAGCCUUCUCGGCUCACGCACUAACAGCGGCCGUAAGAACCUCGGUCCCGGCGGUAACCUGGUCCGUGGUAGCGACGAUAGCGCCGCCAGCAGCCGCACCGGCACUCCUACCGGCAGCAAGAAGGAAGACAACUCUUCCAUGAAUGCUUUCAGCGCGCUCGCUGCCCUUGAAGAUCGGGAUAACAUGGCUACCUCGCCACCGUCAAACCCUACUUCCCCGGUGCUCACCAAGUCUCAGCCCGCGGCGACGGAACGUCGUCCCUCAAAAACCCCGUCUGUUAAGGAUGGCGAAUUCACAGCAUAG